Messenger RNA from Aphanomyces astaci, 459 nucleotides. RefSeq lists its product as hypothetical. The record is from RefSeq and is a predicted model, not a curated record. Lineage: Eukaryota; Oomycota; Saprolegniomycetes; Saprolegniales; Verrucalvaceae. The transcript has 2 exons. Bases 1 to 459 code for a protein of 152 amino acids.
AUGGCGUCGACCUUCGACGGGGCCGUAGAAGUGGAUGCAAAUAAUGCCAGACGGCCGAGCAGAAUGCACAUUGCUUCGUCCCGGGAAGCGCGUUUUGAAUUUGCCGCCAUGGUCAAUCAAGCCCCCCGCAAGCGUAAGGACGUUUCCAGCAGCAAGAAGUCUGAAGUAAUCCAACAACUUCAUCACUUUCUUGUGAAUGGCAAGUUAGUCGGUGGCGCAUUCACAAGAACUGCUGAAAUGCUCGACAUUGAACGCCGCAGUGUUGCCUAUAUCUGGGACACGUUUUGUACCCGCGGUACCCUGACGUUCAACAAGUGCGCCAAGGUUGGUCCGAAGCCCAAGUACUCCCCCGACGACGUCCGGAAUCUCGUACGUGAUGUUCCCAUGGACCAGCGAUCGACCACGAGAGACAUCUCCGCUGCCACUGGUCUCUCCAUGGGUACAUUAGCCGCCACCUGA